AAAAUUUGAUUUAUUGGAUAAAGAAAAAGGGACUACUAUAGCUAAUUAAGAAAUAUAAGUGCUAUGCAAAAGUCAGAUGCAGACAUUUUCUUAAGAAACUGCAUUGCCACAAAACACUUGUUAUGGCUGCUCUGCUCUUUUGGGGUGUGGUGUGGAGGGGAGAAGGAAAUUACUAUUUUAUUUUUACAUAGGAGAGUAUUUUCCUUCUAUUUUAAAACUGUGAUUCUAAAUCAUCAGGACUGGAGGAAGGUAUUCGUCUUAAAUGUAUUUCCAUAUUCUUAAAUAUACUAUUUUAUACUUCUAAGGCUUGUAAAAAUGAGUUGCGUGGAAUAGUUUUAACCCUCAAGGUAGAAUUACAGAUUUUAGGAAGUUAAUUUAAUAAAUUAAAUUGUUCUCAUAUGAUAUGAUUUCUGGGUGGAUAUGUGUCACUGAAAUACUGGCUGUACUUCUGCUAUUGAAAGAGUGAGGGUUCAAGGAAGGUGAGAAACAAAAAAAAUUGGAAGGAAAUAUCUUUUGAGAAAAAUAGAAAAAAGGAAAUUGGAGAAUUUUGAGAAUUGAUUGGUUCUGGUAUGCUGUAAGUGGGUGGAUGUGCUUUUUUUUUUUUUUUUUUUUUUUUGGCUACAGGAAGUUGUAAGUGAUUUGCUGUGUUCACUGAGCCUUUGUUGAAGAGGGUCUCCUCAUUUGUGUGAGUCAUGCUUUUACUGUGAGAGACUUGGCAGCUAAGCAGGAUUGGAAUCUCUAUCAGAAAACUAUUACUUUUCCUAGUCUAAGGAACCAUAGAGAGUUUUCUUUCAUGGCUUUUGUUUUAUUUUUGAUCAAGGAGUGUGGAACAAUUUUUUUCUUCUUUUCGUCCUUCCUUUAAAGACAUUUUGGGGGGAACAUCCCAAUUUUACUGCCCUCACUCAAUCAUUAUGUAUUGUCUGCUAUGAGAGAACAGGUGCUUUCUAAGUUGGCAUCAGCUCUGCCAAAACAUAUACAAGAAACCAGAUAGAAGGGCAUGCGUCAACAUACCAAGUAUAACCGCUUCAGGAAUGAUUCAGUGACAUCAGUUGAUGAACUUAUCCACAAUUUGUCCACGAAUACCUGCAAGGUCUCAACAAUUGCCACAACUUCAGCAAUAUCAUCCUCCUAUGUGGUCUCAACCCAGGUUCUCCAUAAAGACCAGGAGGAUGGAUCCACCACGCUUUGUACUCUCAAACAUAAAGUAUCUCACUUGAAAUUCUCCAGCUCCAGCAACCUUUUGGGCAUCAAAAACCUGCCUUCUGCAGUCAAGGACCUUGCUGUUUCCAAGUUGCCAGGCAGCUUGAGUGUUCCUAGCUCAGCAUCAGGCGCUUCAGACAACACAUGUAACCUUGUCUCUGCCACUCUGUGUUCUCAGCAGAACACAAGCAAGAUGAACACAGGGAAAAAAAUUCAGUCAGAGGAGAUGCACCUAGGAGGUGAAGUCUGCAAUUCAAAUAGCAUUUUUGUCAAUAAGCCUUCUGGAGGGUGGCUGCAUUCAAAUGAAAAGAUCCUGGGACCUGGUGUGACGUUUGAAGUGAAGUAUUUGGGCUGCUUAGAAGUUUUACGCUCAAUGAGGUCUCUUGACUUUAGUACAAGAACUCAAAUUACAAGGGAUAUGAUUUUUCCCCUGAGGACUGCUUUAGCUGCAUCCCAGGAAUUUUGGGAAGCAAUCAGCCGUGUUUGUGAAGCAGUACCUGGUGCCAAAGGAGGUUUCAGAAAACAAAAGCCACCACGGAAAGUCUUAUCCAACAUUCUGGGAAAGAGCAAUCUUCAAUUUGCAGGGAUGACCAUAACCUUGAAUAUAUCUACCACUAGCCUAAACCUAAUGACACCUGAUUCAAAACAGAUUAUAGCAAAUCAUCACAUGCAAUCUAUUUCCUUUGCUUCUGGAGGUGAUCCGGAUACAACAGAUUAUGUUGCAUAUGUAGCUAAGGAUCCUGUUAAUCAUAGAGCUUGUCACAUACUGGAAUGCUCUGAUGGCUUGGCUCGAGAUGUUAUCAGUACUAUAGGUCAAGCUUUUGAGCUUCGAUUCAAGCAGUAUUUACAAUGUCCUUCAAAGAUACCUGCUCUUCAUGACUGCAGGCAAAGUCUGGAUGAGCCAUGGAUGGAAGAAGAGGGAGAAAGAACAGAACAUCCAUAUUAUAACAGCAUUCCCAACAAAGUGCCCCAUGUGGGAGAGUUUCUUGAUGUUAGAUCAAAAACCAGAAUUUGUACUGCUGACACAAGCAAGACUUCAGGAAGAGAGCAAACUUACUACCAGGGACGGCACUUAGGAGGCAAAUUCAGUGAUGAUUGGCAGCAUGCACCUAUUAAUCAAGGUUCUUUGGAUAGCUAUAACAUGCCAGAAGGAAAAUCCCAAGUAACUCCUGUAGGGGAGACACCAAUCUAUGUGAAUACUCAAGGUGUAAAUAUUCAAGUUUUGCAAGCCCUUCCAGGAGACACUGGAAGUGUAUUCAGUGACUCAGUGGACACUACCAAAGACAAUAGCCCAAGAAAAGACUUAUUUGACAUGAGACCUUUUGAAGAUGCUCUCAAGAACCAAACUAUGGAACCUUUGUUAAAUAAGGCUAUGUCAGUGGAAAACACCAGCCCUAUUUUAUCCAGAGUACCUGAUUGGAGAAUGAUGGAAGAGUUAAAGGCAGAACCUUGGUAUCAAGGAGAAAUGAGCAGGAAAGAGGCAGAGCAGCUAAUAAAAAGUGAUGGGGACUUUCUUGUCAGGAAAAGCACCACCAAUCCAGGAUCCUAUGUCCUGACAGGGAUGCAUAAUACCCAAGUCAAGCAUCUUCUUUUAGUUGACCCAGAAGGAAUUGUUCGAACAAAGGACCAAGUUUUUGACAGCAUAAGUCACCUCAUCAACCAUCAUCUUGAGAAUAAUUUGCCCCUAAUAUCAGCUGGGAGUGAACUCUGCCUUCAACAGCCUGUGCAAAGGAAACAGUGACCCUUCAGUAACUUACAAUUUUUUGUUUCCUGUGAAUUCUGUUCACUGGUCAUUACAUACAUGAGACCAUUUAAUCCAAAGUGCAUUCUUGAUUGCUUUGUCUCUCAUUUUGAGCAGACCAGGCAAGUCAGAAAUUGAUGAUGCAUGGGGCUUAUUAAAAUUGAAAACUUUCUUAAAAUAUGAUUUAAUAAUUAUGUUCCAGUUCCUUCAUGUGCAUUUUUUGAGGUGUACGUCUCAGACAUCCUGUGCAAAUAUAAUCUCUGCAUAUAUUUAUAAAGUCUGUGAAAAAUAAGAUUAAUAUUCUUUGAUGUGUAUUUUUUAACCAAAAAAAAAAAAAAGGUUCAUUGUGAUUAUUUAGGUAAAAAUGUAACUGGGCAGUUUUAUUCCAUUGGGAAAUUCAAUAAGGAGAAUAUGGCUUUUAGUUUAAUGAAUUAGUAUAAUAACAAAAAAUUUUACUUAGGUUCUCUGAUAAAGAAGGAAUUUAAAUAGGUCAGGUCAUGCUGCUAUCUGGAAAUUUUUAUUUGGGUCUUUGUUUAAAGUAUUAGAAAAAAAGCAUUUUCUCCUUAUAAUGUAGAGUUUUAAUUCCCACAAGAUGCUUGUAUCUUGCUCUGACAAUGACAUGGUAAAAUCUCUGUGUAACCAUUUGUUUCCUUCAACAACAGAUACCACAUAUUGCAAUUUAGUAAAUGAAAAUCACUUUUAUAGUUGUAAAUAUAAUUUAUUGAUUGGAAUGAAAUUGCUAUUUAACCAGUGUUCUUAAUCAUCAUGUACCACAUGGUUGGGUUUAAAAUAAAGGCCAAAAGUCCAAAGGGCCCAAUGUCAUUGAUCAUAUGGGGCAAAGUAACCCUGGGUUGUGUCAAGAUGGGUGUCAAACUGAGAUUUUCUUCCCUCUCUCUCUCUCUUCCAUCCUUUUUAUGACAAAACUGUCAGUACUGGGGAUAUCAUGUUAGUUUCUCUGUAUUUCUAAAGGUAAAACUUUACGACUACCUUAAUUAUUUGAUUAGUAGAUUUUUCCUAUUUUCAUCCUCCCUUAUGUUUAACACAGAGAAGCAGCAGCAAAAUGGUAUUUUUUUUUUUUUUGGCAGGCAAAGAUAUGUGUACUAGAGAAUGUGUGAGCUAACUAUAAAAUGUCAGUUCUUUUUUAUAUAACAGUAUCUUUUCCAAUUGCAGGUCAAGAUCAUUUUUAGCAUUCAUUUUCACAAGAUUUUCAGUUCCAAAAAUUUUCCCCUC
Sarcophilus harrisii (Tasmanian devil) is the source of this 4171-nucleotide messenger RNA. It is a transcript of the gene SHC3, whose product is annotated as SHC adaptor protein 3. NCBI's taxonomy places the organism in Eukaryota, Metazoa, Chordata, Mammalia, Dasyuromorphia, Dasyuridae. The transcript is spliced from 13 exons. Gene Ontology annotation, biological process: intracellular signal transduction; cell surface receptor protein tyrosine kinase signaling pathway. The record is from RefSeq and is a predicted model, not a curated record. Bases 998 to 2941 code for a protein of 647 amino acids. Gene Ontology annotation, cellular component: plasma membrane. Gene Ontology annotation, molecular function: receptor tyrosine kinase binding.